Messenger RNA from Vespula pensylvanica (western yellowjacket), 4242 nucleotides. RefSeq lists its product as uncharacterized. The coding region runs from base 1609 to 2205 and encodes 198 amino acids. The record is from RefSeq and is a predicted model, not a curated record. The transcript has 4 exons. NCBI's taxonomy places the organism in Eukaryota, Metazoa, Arthropoda, Insecta, Hymenoptera, Vespidae.
CUAAAAGUAUUUUUAUGAUCGUCCAUCUCGUUUAUUUUCUUUUCAAGGAAGCGAGUGGUAACAUUAGCUACAGUUUCAUUUUCGAUGAUGAAGCAAGGAUAGUCGUGUAUCUGGGUCUUUAAUUAUCGAUCGCGAAACCCAGAAGUCUCUUUUUCUCUUACCCCACGUUGAUCCAUUCCCCAUUUCCUAUUCAUCGCCUCCAAUGUCGCGACAUCGGAGACGUUCUCACCGCGACUUCUCGAUUGCUUCGCUUUUCAAAACUUCACGGAAGCGAACUGAAUCGGAAAUGAAAAGGCUUUCCUUCGAGACUCGACAAUCCUUUUGCUUUAUCAUCCAUCAAGAAGCGCUUCCAAAGCCAUCGGAUCCUUCCUUCAAGAUACGUCUUUUCAAACGGACACUCCACUAGUAGAAAGAGAGUCACUAUGUCGAUGAUUAUAUAAUAAAAUCAUAAAAUAUUUAAAGAAGAAUACGGUUUCGUCUUCGUUGGAAAGUAAUUUAUUUGUCGCAUCUAGAUGAAUGAAAUUAAAAACAAAGAAUUAAGAAUAGAUGUCGUAAAUGUUUUAUACAACGAAAUAGCAUUUAUUAUAAAUUGUUCAUUUCUUUGAACAUAACGUUUUUCAAAAUAUUAUUUAUUUUUUAUUUUCUUUCUUUUUCACUUAAAAGUAGAUGCGGCAAACGAAUCACUACGCCAUCAAAGAUUUUUCGUUAUUUUAUUAUUUAGAUUUCUUAGGCUCAUUUCGAUCCUUCUCCUUGUCGUAGAAAUUAAUGAAAGUGAAGAGAACGAAGAAAGUAGGUAUUCCACGGGUUGUAGCUUCUCGAGGAGUAAAAAUUAUUAUUCUACGAGACCGACCUCUUCUUUUUCCUCUCCCUUUGUCACAACUUUCAAGCUUUUCAUCCUCGUAAGCAUUAAACUGCCGAUGAAAGAGCAGAGAUGCACGGAAUGUCAAUCAACGAUAUUAAACUCGAUUCUCUGCAUCUGUCAUAUUGAUAUGUAUAAAUUGAUGAUACCGAGUGUCGCAUCAAAAGCAUGGAUUUAUUUCAUUGGGUCAUGAUAAAGAAAUAAUAUUACAAAGAAAAAUAGUGCAUAUAUUUGCAUAAACACAUAUAAAGGUAUUUCUCAUUACCACAUAUAGUUGCACACACACACAUAUUUCUUUUUAUUCAUAUUUUUUAACAGACCUUGUCAAAAAACUUAAUCAGAAUCUAAGAUCAAUAAUCCGAUUAUUUCGGAAAGAUUUUGCAUUUUUAAAUUUGCUGUAACGUACCUUAAAAGGAGAACAUCUAAGAGAAAAAUCGUGAAAUUUUUCAUAACUUGUCGUUCUGUUCUAAAAAGUUAUAGUACUUGCAAUUAGAAACCUAACGGAUCACGAUACAGAUAAGGAAGAAAUGUAAUAACGUAGAAUGACACUAGACGCUUUAACACCAGAAAAAAGAAACGCUUUUUUCACUUUGUCUCUCUUCCUCUCCAGUACCUUGAAGAUACCGAAGCGAAAGGUGGGGAAAGUAUAAAAGAAGAUUCACAGAGAAAUACCUUUCAAGUUAUUCGACGCCGGUCUAUCUAUAUCCGUCGUCAAAGCUUUAGCGUUCGUUCUAUUUUUCAUAUUGUUAAUGGAAUUCGUGGAACUGUUCGAAGUACACAAAUACAUAAGAUCAUAUAAAUUUUACAAUCCAAAGUCACGAGGACGAUCACGUUGGAUCUCUCGUUCGCCGAAAUAUUAUGGAGCAAAAAAAUCUACAAAGAACCAUUAUUAUUCUCGUCCUGGAUACCCAAGAUAUGCGCCUCUCUACGAAGAAUCUUCAGUCUCGGACAAUCAACCAUACACGAUAAUUAUCCAGCUACCCAAACGUGAAGAAAAACGUAGAAAUCGUUAUUACGAGAAAUACUACGACAGAGACGAUACUCACGAAUACACUGGAAACGAACAUUAUAAUGACCGCGACGAGGAUUUUGGUUCGAGAGCAUUUCAUAUCGGUGAGAAGAAAGUACAAAUUAAAGUUACAGAAGAUGCAGGUUCAAAGGUGCAUAUAAAGGUAUCAAGAAUCGACGACGACAAAGGAAUCGAGAUAGCCGAUAAAAAUAAUACGACCGUAUUAACGACGCCAAUAUUUUUGAGCAGCAAAUUAUUACCAACUCAUACUGCAGAGACAAAUUUGUUGACUUUCAAGCCACCAUUAUUUUUUCAAAGACAUAUACAGGGUAUUUAAUCGAAUUAUUCCUAUUUCGUGACGUCCAGUAACAUUAUAUGUCAUACUCAUCCAAUAAUAUUGAUGAGUAUGACAGGAACGAUCGUUUCUUUUUUUUUAUCAUCGAACUCAUACAAUCUUUAUGGAGAAGACUGAAUCUUUAUUAGCUCGGUAUUUUAGUUAUCGAGAAAGGAAGCUACGGCGAUGUAGCAAUACAAAUUUGAUAGAUAUUUAUAUUUAAUAUUCGAAUCGACUGCAGAAUUAGGAGAAACGAGAAUCAGAUAUAGUAUAAAUUUUUAAUGGCAUGUGCUCUCUAUUUUUAUUUAUUUUUUUUUUUUAUAACAUAUACGCUGUUUAUUGUUGGUCAUUUUUUAAAUAUUAAUUUAUUGCAAAGACAAUGUAUAGAGAUGUAUAUCUAAAUGUAUAUUGUAUGAAAUAUCGUACGUAAAAAUUGCAUGAGAGAAUUGAGAAAUCAAGAAAUAUUAAGUCCCUACUACGAAACAUCCUCCACUCGAAGAAACAGAAAGAAUUGUGUCGUAAUAGGAGGAAUGGUGUAUCGAAUAUUGGCAACUAAAUAUCGUGGACGACCCAGAUUUAAGGCUACUCCUUGCCAGGAAAUCCAUCCGCAUUUACCUAGACCUUUCUUAACGACGCCACAGCUAGAAAGAUUCCACGAAUCCUUCGUCCUUCGGAAACGUCAAAAUACUUCGUUCUUUUCCUUUUUCCUCCAUUUACUCUUGUCGAGUGACGAGUCGUAAUGACGACGGUGAAAAAUAGAGAAGAAUAAAGAGAGGCAGAGAUACAUAUAAAAGGAAAAAGAGAGAGGAGCGGAUAGAACGAGAGAAAGGAUUCAAGGGUUAUAAUCCUUGAAGCACCUUUUAUACCAUCAUUCCAGUACCUCUAUGUACAUCAUUCCCUAUUUUCCCCCUUUUUUCUCUUUCUCUUUUUUACUCUCUUAUAUUCUCGUAUUCCAUUUCAUUAUUUUAGCAGUAACUAGUAGACCUCGAUCCACAGGCAUCUUCUUUUUUCUCAUUACAUUUUUAAUGAAAAAAAAAUAAAUAAAUAAAAAUAAUAAAACAGUAAAUGGGUGGAUGGGAAAAACAAAUAUUUCGAAAUGAAUCAUACAGAAACACGUCAUUUCUCAAUGUAGUUUUUAUUUCUAACAUAAUAGUCAACGAACAUAUCGUAAUAAUAAAUAAUAGUAAUAAUAUACAGUGCUUGUCGUCUUUGUUCAUUGUACGGUGUUAGUAUUUCUUUUUUUUUCUUUUUCGCUUCGUCGUAAACAUCGUCAUCAAUUAUUAUUGUAAUCAUGAGUCACGGUGGUGUGUUUGUUGGCUUUACGUACGUUUUCUUAUUUCUUUUUUUUUGCAGUCGUCGCUGUAGUCUCUUGUGUUUUAUUUUCCUCAUUAUAUUCCUUCUUUUUCUUCUUCUUCCUCUUUUUUGUUCAUUUUAUUUGUUUCUCGUAACACGGUUCACAACAUCGAUAAAGACACUCGCGCACAUUCAGACGCAUCCCUUUUUUUAAAGCCGAUCCUACGUCGGAAAAUAUAUUGUUCUUUUACUUCACGUAUUCUCUCCCUUUCUAUCUCUAUCUCUCUUUUGCUUUUAAGCUAUUUUUCUCUCUCGAAAACAAGAUAUUUUAACAAUUCUUUCUCUAGUAAAUUCGAUGCAUAAGUAGGGUGACUGAAUGUAAAAAUUUUAUUUUAUUAUUUUCAAUAACUUUCUGUCAGAGUCCAAUAAAAUAUAUGAAUUUUAUAUUUUUCAUCUAUCGAGCAAAUCUAUCGGAGAUCAUUACAAAAUUACAUUCCAUGAAAAUAAUUCAGUAAAUAAACCAUUAUUCAAAUAUACAAUAGCUUACUCUAGCACCCUACGUUUGAUAUGUGUUUUUCAUUUGCGAUUUCUUUAUUUCGUACCUUUUCUGAAAUUAUCGCAGCCGAGUAUCGAUCGGUUGAUAAUUAAUAUUUGCCACUGAUAGUAUGGAAUAGAAAAUUUAAAUGUAAAUAAACCGAAAGAAUUUGUAUCUUUUUCACAGAUAGGGAGAGAGAAAGAGAAAGAGAA